UUGAUGUUUAAACAAUAGUUUUCACCACCACAAAUCCCUCACUUUGUUCUCACCCUCACAAUUUCCAAAUGUUAAACCGAUCUUAUCCUCCUCCCUCAUCGGAAAACACCAUUUCCAUCCACCACCACCACCGCCACCACCAGCGUCUCAACCCGCCUUCUUGCAACCUUCUUAUUCCGCUCCUCGGUCCAACAUGGAGGGGCGGGAACAUACCUCGACGGGCAAUGUCCAUCCCAACCACCACAUCAAACCAAACUCCGACGAUGACGAGGAGUACGAGGAUCUCCUAGACACCAAUCCCGACGAAACAUAUGUGAUCCAAGUCCCAAAAGACCAAAUCUAUCGGGUCCCACCCCCCGAAAAUGCCAUAUUUGCUGAACAAAAACGUGUUGCGGUCCCCGCAACAAAGUCAAUGUUUUCAGCAAAAUGCAUGUUGUUGUCAAUUGUAAUCUUGCUCCUAGUUAUAGGUCUUAUAACAGGAUUAUGUUUAUCCAUGACCGAUAAAAAGGACCCCACUUUUCGCGUUCAUCGCGUCCACGUCACCACAAAAGGUAAGGGCAAAGACAAGCAACACGAGUUCGACUUCACGUUAAAAUCCAAAAACACCAACGGUCACGCGGUUAUAUUGUUUGGAAAAGGUGGAAAGGCUUCAUUAUCUUAUAGAGACACGAGGUCCCUAGCCAAAGGUCCAUUUCCGACGUUUAAACAAGACACAAAUAGUUUAAAAUACGAGCGGUUGAAGCUCAUAAGUGGUUCGGGGAAGACAUUGCCUAAGGUGAUACAGAAGAGCAUGAAUGGUACCUCUCACAAAGCUAUUAAACUGUUAUUAGGGUUUAACGUUCCGUUGAGUUUUAAGGUUGGGGUGUUUUCAGUUAAGAGCAAAAUGUUGUCGAUAGCAUGCAAUGUUAAGGUCAAAAGGUUGACCAAACGGGCAAGAAUUUUGACUCAAGAUUGUGAUUAUUCGACUAGCUAGUUUAAAUUAGGUAUGCUAGUGAACGUAUGAUAUUAUUAUUAUUGUGGUGGAAAGGGUUGGUUUUGACUUGUUAUAAUGUGUUAGGAUUAGGGGCAAAAGAAUAGUAAUGUCAGUUUUUUACUAUCAUUAAUG
This is a messenger RNA of Helianthus annuus (common sunflower), 1105 nucleotides long. RefSeq names its product NDR1/HIN1-like protein 13. Lineage: Eukaryota; Viridiplantae; Streptophyta; Magnoliopsida; Asterales; Asteraceae. The transcript has a single exon. The record is from RefSeq and is a predicted model, not a curated record. The coding region runs from base 194 to 973 and encodes 259 amino acids.